Molecule: messenger RNA, 2974 nt
Organism: Carassius gibelio (silver crucian carp)
Lineage: Eukaryota; Metazoa; Chordata; Actinopteri; Cypriniformes; Cyprinidae
Product: E3 ubiquitin-protein ligase TRIM35-like
Exons: 6
Coding region: 98-1465 (455 amino acids)
Molecular function (GO): protein binding; zinc ion binding
Source: RefSeq, a predicted model, not a curated record
ACAGCAGAUCUUUGUGAUUCUCUUGGGGAUUCAUUUCUGAAAGCAUCAUUCAGAAAGUGAAAGUAAAAUUCAGAUUGCUGGAGCUCAAACAGUCAAAAUGGCUUCACUAACUAUAUCUGCAGAAGAGCUUUCUUGUCCUGUGUGCUGUGAAAUCUUCAAGGAUCCCGUUGUUUUAUCAUGUAGUCACAGUUUCUGUAAAGAGUGUCUUAAGCAGUUCUGGAGAAUCAAGAAAACCCAGGAGUGUCCCGUCUGCAGGAGAAGAUCCUCAAGAGAUAAUUCUCCUUGUAAUCUUGCGUUAAAAAAUCUGUCUGAGUCAUUCCUGAAGAAGAAAAACGAGAGCCAUUCAUCAGGAUCUGAGGAGAUCUGCAGUUUACACAGUGAGAAACUCAAACUCUUCUGUCUGGAGGACAAACAGCCGGUGUGUUUAGUGUGCAGAGAUUCACAACAACAUGACAAUCAUAAAUUCAGACCCAUCAGUGAAGCGGCUUCGUCAUAUAAGGAGGAGCUCAAAUCAGCUAUUAAGUCCUUACAAGAGAAAGUUAAACACAAUGAAAGAAUUAAACAAGAGUUUGAGGAAACAUUUCAGCACAUCAAGUCUCAAGCUAAGCACACAGGGCAUCAGAUUAAACAGCAGUUUGAGAAGCUUCAUCAGUUUCUCAGAGAUCAAGAAGAAGCUGCAAUCACUGCACUGAGGGAGGAAGAGAAGCAGAAGAAGCAGAUUAUGGAUGAGAAGCUGAAGGAGAUGAACAGACACAUCUCAGCUCUUUCACACACAAUCAAAGACAUGGAGGAGAUGAUGAAAGCCAGUGACAUCUGCUUUGUGAAGGAUUUUCCAGUCUCAAUGGAAAGAGCCCAGAUUGCAUCACAGCCAGAUCCACAAACACCUUCUGGAGCUUUGAUUAAUGUGCCGCAUUACUUGGGCAACCUGCCCUUCAGAGUCUGGAAGAAGAUGCAGGGCAUCAUCCAGAACACUCCUGUGAUUCUGGAUCCAAACACUGCAGAACCACGUCUCGUCGUGUCUGAUGAUCUGACCAGUGUGAGAAACAGUGCAGACAAACAACCUGUUCCUGAUAAUCCGGAGAGAUUUAGACAUUAUUUCUGUGUCCUGGGCUCAGAGGGUUUUAACUCAGGUACACACUGCUGGCAUGUAGAGGUUAAAGAAAGUGAAAGCUGGAUUCUUGGAGUAACAACAGCAUCAAACCGGAGGAAGGGAAGUGUUUUCUUUAACAAUGAUGUCUGGUGUGUGAGGUACAGAUGGUCUUUUGAUUGUGGUUUUGGUGUUGAACAGCAGCUUGAUUAUGUGAGAGUGAAUCUGGACUAUGACAGAGGAACAGUGUCUUUCUCUGAUCCUGUAACUAACACACAACUACACACAUUCACAACCACCUUCACUGACACUGUCUUUCCAUUUUUCUGGUGUCAUUUUUCUUCCUCUCUGAGGAUUUUAGCGAUCAAUAGUCUGUAAUCAUUACUUCUGCAGCUCUGGAUCUUCCUGCUUUCAUCUUUCAUUGUGUUUCAACAUUUAAUAACGAGUACGAGACUACUUUCUGAAUAUCAGCAUGGUUGUGAUUGAUAGUUAGUUUAACUGUGAUCACUGAUGGAUAUUAAAAGGUGUCAUCUGAAGCUGCAUGAAGCUUUGCUUCGCGAUGAGAGGAUUAAGACAUAAUUCACCCUGAAAAGAUGUGAUUUGGUAGAGGAUGUGAGAUUUGGAUUUCCUCAGAAAAAAAGAAUCAAGCGCUUUAUACAGCAGAGAUCAUAAACAUGAGUAAGUCUCUUUUUAUUUAUUUAUAUACUUGUACUAGUUUUCACAUAACAUGUAAACAUUUUACUAGUUAGACUUUUUCCAAAAUAUAACUCCUGACUAAAUGUAUAAUCAAGUGAAACAUUAUGAAUUUUCAAUAACAAUACUGUAUACAAUGCUAUACCAUUAAAAAGCUUGAUGUAAAUAAUAUAAAUGUAACAAAUGUAACACAAUGCUGUUCUUUCAAUUUACCCCCCCCCCCCCAAAAAAAACCUGAAAACACAUUCUCAGCUCUUUUCAACAUUAUUAAUAAUAAUUAUAAUACUAACAAAUGUUGUUGUUUUUUUUGUAGAAAAUCUGAUUGUUAAAAGGAUUUCUGAAGGAUUGUGUGACUAAAGUAAUGGUGCAAAGAAUUCAGUUUGAAAGUCAGCUUUGUUCCUAAUAAACUGUUUAUCUGCACUUGCAAGUGAAUAUUAAAUUAUGUUGUGGGAUAAUUAAAUAUAUUCUAAAUAAACUACAAACAUACAAUUCAGUGUUGUAGUCGAGACCAGCUCAUUCGAGUCCGAGUCCAGAUCGAGUCCAGAGAGGGUCGAGUCCGAGUCAAGACCGAGUUCAGAAAGGGUCGAGUCCGAGUCAAGACCGAGUUCAGAAAGGGUCGAGUCCGAGUCAAGACCGAGUUCAGAAAGGGUCGAGUCCGAGUCAAGACCGAGUUCAGAAAGGGUCGAGUCCGAGUCAAGACUGAGACCAGAGAGAUUGGAUCUUUGACAAGACCUAAAGAAAUCUUCAAGAGUAUGUAAAAUGUUUGGUGGAAACAAUAAAGGGUAAAAGGGCCACAUAGUAUGUGGUGUAAAGGUAAUUUUAUUAGUAUUAUGAAUUGUAACUUGUCAAUAUCAAGUGCUCAUUUUCACAUAACAUCGUUGUACCACUAUACACAUCCAUAUAACCUUUCUAGUACACAUAACAUUACUGUACGACUCUAUAUUGUAAUUCCACAUAACACUUCUAGUACAAGUAACAUUACUGUACCACUAUACCUGUAAAUGUUCAACUGUAACAGCUUUUACAUAACUUUUAACCUUGAAGCUUAACUAAUGACUGCUAAUAUCCUUACAAUGUCUUGGAUUAUGUGCACUUUAGAUGUUGUGAAGAUUACAGAUGGGCAUAAUUACUUUUCAAAAAAAUAAGUGAGGAGACCAUCCUGCUACCCAACCAAGCACGAUGUGGUCUCAUGAU